Molecule: messenger RNA, 2354 nt
Organism: Brassica napus (rape)
Lineage: Eukaryota; Viridiplantae; Streptophyta; Magnoliopsida; Brassicales; Brassicaceae
Product: heavy metal-associated isoprenylated plant protein 42-like
Exons: 3
Coding region: 73-672 (199 amino acids)
Molecular function (GO): metal ion binding
Source: RefSeq, a predicted model, not a curated record
AAACCCUAGAUAUCAUCUACUCUAUAUAUCAUUGGCUUUCUUCUCCGUUGGAGUUCUUAAGGUGCUUUUUCAAUGGCAAACACAACUCAACCUGCCAGAAGUUGCGUUCUGAGAGUUGGAAUCAAGUGCUGCAAAGGUUGCCAGACAAAUGCAAAGAGAAAGUUACUCAGUGUUUCUGGGGUGAGUGCAGUUGAGUAUAACGCAGAACAAGGGCUCCUAAGAGUCUCAGGUGACCCCAACCCAGCUAAGCUGCUUCGCAAGCUUGCCAAAUGGGACAAAAACGCAGAGCUUGUCUCUCUUCCUGGUGAAGUCUCUGCCCCCGCUCCUAGAACCCCUCAACUUUACCAGACCAAGAGGAUGGGGAAGAGGACAACAAAGUGUUUUCUUCUGAGGUGUUUCGGGACUAAGGAAAAGGUUGAGCCUUAUGGAGUAGCAGGGGAUGAAAACGGCAGCGCAACGCCCUUCAUCAACACUGUUGCGCCUCCAAUGGUGUAUCCUCCUCCUCAACCAACGCCUGGCUUCGCGACACCCAUACCAUACCCUCCUCCCUGUUUUGGGGCAAACCAACCACCAUACACAUACACUUCUGGUGGUAUGUACCAGUCACCUCCACCAACUUUCCAGUUAAGAAAGACGCAGUUUCCACAGAUGGUCAACUACCCGCACCACUGAGCUAGAAAAAACAGACGCAUGCCUGCUUCUUUUCUCUUGAAUGAAUCCACACAAGCAAUUCAAAAGCAUCCAGAAUAUUUGUCUAGGCGAUUGCCAUGCCUACAGCUUAUUUUUGGUUAUGAAUAUGCCUAAUAAGAGAAUCAUAUUGAACAACAGCAACAACAAAUUUUUUUUUUGGUCAAAGACAGUAUAAAGUUAAUAAAUAAUAAAAUCCAAAGAUAAAAUAUAUCCAUUUCCUAUUGGAAACAUGUGAUUAAUAUAGAGUUUGUGUCUGUUUGCUAAAUUGAUGAAUAUUAGCUGAACUAGUGGAAUAUUUUAUUAAAACCAUUGAAAACAAUUCGUGCUAAUCGCAGCAUAUCCGUGAAUCCAAAAAAGUUAGCAAAAGCUGAUGGAGAGUGACCUAAUUAGUUUUGAGAAUCUUCUGUAUAUUAAUCUUUAGCGCGCGUACAUGGAAGAGAUUACACGGUUCCUAUAUACUAUGAUCUCUUGCUGAGUGCUGAUUCUCGUUUUAUACCCUAAAAUUAUACAAAAAAAAACAAAAACAAAACAAAACAAAUGCAGAAGAAAGAAAGAAAACAGGAAUCAGAAUGCGAUCCCUUUGGAACAUCACUCUUCCUUUUUACUUGAAAAAAAGCUUGUUAAAGUUUCCACCAUUCCUCUUUUCAACAAUGAGAAUCUCCCAACCCAAGAAAUUUCUCCUUUGUUUUCUUCUCUCUUUGCAUGGUGUUCCCUUUUGAAACACGUUAUACUGAUAUAUCAACAAAGCUACCUUCUUUUUUUAAUCACGAAUUUUUGGAUUAUAAAAACCUCGUUAAUCUUCUCUGCACAGAUCACUCUCUAAUUAGCUCCUUUACUUCCUAAGCUCUUAGCAUAAUUAAUUGAUAUCGAUGGCAAAGAACUCAGAGAGGUGUGCUGGCAUAAGGUGAUACUUUUCUCUGGUAUCCGGAGCCUGGCCGUGGUAGUGGGAACUUCUCUACUAGCGCGACUUGGAGAGCCCUUUAUCACAAUUCUUUAGAGGUGUGCUGGCAUAAGGUGGUGUGGUUCGCAGGUCGAGUACCUAAACAUGCCUUUAUUACAUGGAUUGCAGCUAGAGACAGAAUGGUUACAAGAGAUAAACUAAUUCGGUGGGGAUUGAGAGUUCCAGCGAACUGUGUCCUAUGCCCCUCUCAUGAGGAAUCUCGAAAUCACCUGUUUUUUUAUUGUACCUUCAGCAAUCAGGUUUGGACGUUUUUCACUUCUCGCUUACACCUCUCACCCCCACAGGGGUUCGAGGCAAUUCUGAGAUGGCUUAAUGCUCCCUCUAGAGAUCCUAGUAUUACGUUGAUCGUGAGACUUAUCUUCCAAGCCGUCUUAUACUUGGUCUGGAAAGAGAGAAAUAGUAGAGUUCAUGGAGGUGUGGAGAAACCUCAUAGUGCGAUUGUAGCUGAAGUCCAGCAGAUCAUCAGGUUCAGACUAGAUCCUUUGGCUCGUCGACAGGUACUAGCGUCAGGGCAGUCGUCAGUGCUUGCAGUUUGGUUCUCCUUCUUCGAUGGGUGAGGCUGGUUUUGUUACUCGAGGAGUGACUUGGUGGUAAGUUUGUUGGGUGGCUGUAGAGCUGCUCUUUUUUCUUAGCUUUAUGUUCGGUUUCUUUGUAAUAAGUUUUUUAAUUAAUAAAUGGAAAUUUAAAGUAAAAAAAAAAAAAA